Trichobilharzia szidati is the source of this 4382-nucleotide messenger RNA. Lineage: Eukaryota; Metazoa; Platyhelminthes; Trematoda; Strigeidida; Schistosomatidae. The record is from the annotation of a GenBank genome assembly.
GGCGAACAUUUCGUUUUCAAGGUCAAACCUUCUUUUUGGCUCACUCAAUUAUUUCUGUUCUAAUCAGUUCUUAUUCAGCUCUGGUAUGGCAGCUCCAGUGUGGGGUCUUUAAUACAGGGACAAAAAUUGUAGGUGCUAAAAGUUUUUGAACUGUUAAUUUUAUUUGGAAGGUAUAAAACCGAAUGACCAAUAAUAUUGACGUUGUUACGGCUAUUCAUUGCAAUCGUUCUGAAAAUAAACUAUCCCGGUCGAAUUCAGAUGCCAGUUGUAAAGCAAAACGUCGGGUGCGUUUCCCAGAGGAUGAUGCACUAAUAUCAGACUAUUUGGAGCCGUUUCGACUAGUCCCAGAUAAUUGUUCAAGUGAAGAGUUGUUAGCAGCCUAUUUAUCCUCUUGUUAUGAAUAUAAAGUUGCGCCUAUUGAAUUUCUAUUAGAACAAUUAAAGGGUAUCGAUUUAUCGAUUUGCAAUGAACGCUACAGUCGUCUCAGUUUAAGAGGUAUUCGAUUGAAUCGAUUUCAUAUUGAAACUAUGGAGGAGAUAUUUCGACGUGUGCAUUUCAGAGAAAUAGACUUGGAGCAUACAUUUUUAGAUGAACAGUCUGCGUCAUCCUUGUUCGAUAUGCUGUUGCAUUAUGAAAGUUGUACAGAUUUGGGGAUUAGCUUAAAUUUGGAUAGAUCCGGUGCUAGUCAAGCAUGGAGUCGGUGUGUUACUUACAUCAGAAAAUCAUUUGCAUUGCGUCAUUUCACUUUAAGUCAUACACCAUUAGAUAUUGGAAAUUUUCUUGGUUUAAGUUUUUAUGGUCUAUGCGUGGAGCGCCUGUCCUUUAUUGAUUGUAAUCUCUCUGGUCAAGGUUUAUUUGGCUUAGCUCAAUGGUUACGUGUCUUAUUGAGUUCAUCAAGUCUACAUCCACCUGUACGUGAUAGAUCAACCAGUUCUGGUGGAAUGCAUAAAUUUCGUGGAUGGAAGCAUCGAAUGCAUUCACAUUCUGUGUUUUUCCCUAAUAAAAUUACAACAACAACAACAUCAAAUACUGCUACAACAACUACCACAACUACAACUAAUAAUAGUACCGGGGCUACUUCUGACACUGCUUCCUCCACUACUGCUAAGACAAAGAUCACCGCCGGUGAUGUACAUAAACCAUCUGUAUGGGAAUUAAAAUUAUGCUUAACGAAUAAUAAAUUAAUAGCAUCUGAUGCUGAAACAUUAGUACCUUUAAUACGUCAUCAAUUGCUUGUUCCUGUAAUGCCUCAAACAAAGCCUAACAUCAUAUCCAAUAAUACAAAUCAUGAUGAUUCAUCAGAUAAAUUAUUCAAUGAUUCGUGUACAAAAUUUCCAAAACUUCAAAAAUCUAAUUCUAUAUCAUCGCCAUCAUCAUUAUCCUCAUCAUCAUUAAUGGUGUGCAAUAAUCUUCCGGUUGGUGGAAUUGGCUACCUACAUGAACUAGACUUAUCCCAUAAUAAUAUUGGUGAUGAUGGAUUAGUCAUUCUAUGCACUGGAUUACUUCAAGCCUAUCGAAAUCGUCUACGUGAUCGUUCAUCUACACCGAACAAUCAAGACUCUAUUGAAAAAGCAGUAUCAUGCUCCUCCUCGUUAAGUGAAUCACUGAAUGAAUCAGAACUUCAGGAUACAAAAACAGAAUCAGCUGACACAAACAUUCCACCAAUGAAAGUUCGUGGAUUGGAACGUUUAUCUCUUGUCAAUAAUAAUCUAGGCGUACAUGGUAUGCAAUCACUGGCGCUGGUGUUAAUGCAAACACCAGAAUCUUUGGUGUCAUUAGUCGGUGGUUUAGUCAGUUUAGAUUUAAGCUGUAAUAUGAAUAUUGGUGAUAAAGGUGUUGAAAUUCUAAGUGAAGGUUUAAUUCGAAAUCAUAGUCUGAAAGAAUUAUAUCUUCGAUCAAUUCGUAUGUCUUUUCCAGGCAUAUUUGCUCUAUCCAGUUUCCUUACUGAAUCUAAAUGUUUAAAACAUUUGGAUAUACGUAAUAAUGAAUUAGAUUUAGCCUCUUUAAUGGCUUUAUCAAAAACACUGUACAUCAAUAGAACAUUGACCAGUCUAUUUACAGAUGCACGUCGUUUAUUGAGCAGUGAACUGUAUAUAGCUGAUAAGGACAAGGAAUUAUUUGACUCUUUAGUUAAAAAUAUCGAAGCCAAUCUGAGACGGAAUCGUCUUGAAUCAGAACCGCCGAAUAAAGAUAGUAAUAAUAAUAAUAACAAUGAUACCAGUAAUGAUCAUAAUAUUAGCAGCAGCAGUAAUAAUAGUAGUAGUGGUAAAGAUGUCGCAUAUACAAACUGUAGUACAACAACAUCCAUAAAUAAUAAUAAUGAUAAUGAUAAUCCAAUUGCAGAUGUUGUCAAUCAGUCUGUCUCAUCGGAACAGUCUGAUUCAUUCAUCACGAAUAUCUCCAGUCCAAUAGAUAACGAUGAUAAUAAUAAUAUUAGUAAUAAUAAUGAUCAUCAAUCUAUAAUGAGUAAUCACGAUGUAUUACCAGUGGAGAAGACAGAAUAUUCAGAAGAGAUGAUAAUAGCAACAGACAAUUGUACUCCCGUUCAUGAGAAUGAUAUUAGUAAUAGUAAUAACAAUAUCUCAGGUGAUGCAUGUAAAGUGAAUGGUGGGAAUGAAGGUGCUGAAGAAAUGAAUGACCAUCUGAAGUAUACAAUAAAUUCCAUUGAUGGCGAUGAUGAUCCCUUAAAUGAAUUGACUGAUCAUUCCAUGGACUCUAAACCAUUACCAACAACAACAGAAUCAUCAACAGCACAGAUCAUGGAUAUAACAAAUAUGAAUGAUAGAAUUUUAAAAUUAUCCGUUGAUGAAUUAACUGAAGAUGGGGAUGAAGACGAUAAAUUAAUAACCAUUCCUUUAUCUAAUGAUACUUCUAAUAGUAUUAUACCAAAUAUACUAACUAAUAAUCAACAUGAAUUAUUGAACAAUUCAAAUGAUGCUGACUUGUUCAAUGUACAAUCGGCGGGAAAUUUAUUUCCUGUUGAUACAGUAAAACAAAAUUAUAACAAUAUUAAUAAUUCUAUUGAUCAAAGUGUUCAUAUAAAUAAUGAUAAUUCAAAUGAAGGCAUUCAUCAUAAAAAUGUUAAUAAACAAAAGUUAAAGAAAAAUAAAAGAAUGAAUAAUAAUAAUAGUAAUAAGCACAAUUCGUCAUCUUCCUCGUCUUCUACUACUUUGAAGAAUCAUUCUAAAGUGAAUUCAACAGAACGCAGUUGAACUCUUGCUCCUUUUUUUUUCUUACCCUGUAUACUCUUCUCCUACCGGCUGUGAUUACCUUUGCAUUCAGUGUAAAUGAAAGACAGACAAACAAAAACAGGAAAUCUCAAAGUAUUUCUUCAUUCCCUUGGAAUACUUUCCGCGUCUUCGCCAUUUCUCUUUUGUUUUAUACGCAUUCUUCAUAUGCAAUAUAUAUAUAUAAAUAUAAAUACAAUAAAGUGUAAUUAGGUGUGUAAAACCUUAGAUACAGAAGAAGAAGACGAAGGAGAAAAAGGAACAAACAACAAACUGUCUGUAAUAUUCCUAUCCCCCUGUAAAUCUCAUUUUCAGUUGUUGUUGGUUGUUGUUGCUUGUUUGUUUUGUUGAUGUUGCUCACAGUGACUAUUUUUUGUUUUGUUUUGUUUUGGUCUUCAGAAACACAAUAAAAACAACAGCAUUAGAAGGGCAUUGUUUUUUUGUUUACUGUUUCAGAAAACAAAAAUCUCAUAAUUUCCUUUUGUAUUUCCUCAUCUUUCUUGUUACACAACUGGUGGUAAAUAUAAUGACUCUCUCUUUAUAAACUUUUAUUUUCUCACACCGCGCGUGUGUGUGCAUAUCGAUUGACUUAUGUACUGCGUCCCCUCCUUCUUCAUUUUGUUUCCAUAAUGUACUUGUGUUUGUUUGAGCACAUGUGUAUGCUCGCUCAUAUAUCUAUGCAAUACUGACGUUGGCUAUUGAUUGCAUCGUUUGUAUCGUUUCUCAGCUCCACUGACACUUACGUGGUCUCUUUUAUUAGUUCUAUUAUUGUUAUUAUUAUUACUUACGGUGAGUCUCAUUAUAAUGCAAUAAACAUGUCUAAACUAUUGAAUAUUAUACGGUAUAUUUGUGACAUUUUUUUUUGAUAAACGGGGUAUGAAUCUCAUCUAGCACUAUAUAUACAUACAUACACUAUUCUCAAUGCCUUCCUGCUCACGUCCUCUGUCUCUUCUCAACCUAUUUCUCUCUAUAUCUGUCGAUUGGGAAUAGUAUUCAUCUGUCAUCUGGUAAUUUGUACACAUUUGUACACAUCACUACAAUAAUUCAUAAAAAAAUUGACGCCAAAUAUUAUCUUGAUCAUCCAAUUCUUCUUUAGUCUCUUUUCAUUUUCGUCUACAUUUGUGCGCGCCUAUUCGUAUAUAUACAUUUAAUUUU